Paramormyrops kingsleyae is the source of this 651-nucleotide messenger RNA. Its product is annotated as ATP synthase subunit d, mitochondrial-like. Lineage: Eukaryota; Metazoa; Chordata; Actinopteri; Osteoglossiformes; Mormyridae. The record is from RefSeq and is a predicted model, not a curated record. Gene Ontology annotation, biological process: proton motive force-driven ATP synthesis. Gene Ontology annotation, molecular function: proton transmembrane transporter activity.
AAAUUUGCCAUCACUUCCAGUCCCACUUCCGCUUCCGGUUCAAUCCGUGCGUCCUGCUAGAGCGCUGCUGUCUUCGCCAAGCUCAGGAAAGAUGUCUGGUCGCCGAGCAGCACUGAAAGCCAUCGAUUGGAUGGCCUUCGCAGAGAGGGUACCCAACAACCAGAGGACCAUGUUCAACAACCUGAAGACACGCAGUGACGCCAUCGCUGCCAAGUUAGCCUCUCUCCCCGAGAAGCCGGCUGUGAUUGACUGGAACUACUACAAGACUAUGGUGGCGAAGGCUGGCAUGGUGGAUGAGUUUGAGAAGAAGUUUGCUGCUCUGAAGGUGCCCGAGCCCGUGGACAUUCAGACGGCCACCAUCAACAACCAGGAGCAGGAAUCAAACAAGAAUGCUGUAGCCUACAUUGAGGCCUCCAAGGCUCGCAUUGGCCAGUAUGAGCAGGAGCUUGAGAAGUUCAAGAGCAUGAUCCCCUAUGACCAGAUGACCAUCGAAGAACUGAAUGAGAUGUUCCCAGAGACCAAACUGGAUAAGGAGAAGCACCCAUACUGGCCACAUAGGCCCAUCUCGGAGCUGUGAUUGGGUCUCUUUCAGUUUGCGACACGCUAGUCUGUUAUCUGAUCAUGUUUCUCAAUAAACUUAUUGUACAGUUU